AUGACUUUAAAUAUGAUUCAAGUGACGUAUACGUCCCCGCAAAAUAUUCUUUUCUGUUACUAUAAAGUGCUGACAGCCGGUCCACAGUGUUUCGCCUGCUCAUCAAUUCCUCGACUGGAAUUCUGUGAUUACUUCACCCAAUGCGAGGAAGGGGAGAAAUGUUACGUUCAGAAGAUACGGACACACAAUGGCCAUGACAAGUACACUUCCGGGUGUGUAAAUAACCAGAGCUGUUCUUUAGAUACCAAUUUCCACGGUUCGUUUGGAGAACUAUCACCUUACGGACAGGUGACGUGUGUCGAGUGUUGUGAUGGAGACAUGUGUAACAACCAAGGGUGUGGGGAUACAGGACCUCCAACUAGAGAAUCCCGUGGACCUUACUGUUACCAGUGCCAGCACAUGCCAGACCCGAGUUACUGUGAAAGGCUCACUAUUUGUGACAGCAAUGAAGUUUGCAGUAUUGACGAAACCGUGUCUUUUGGACAUCAGUUCUCAAGCGGGUGCAGGCGAAAAGGGGAGUGUUUGCAUGAAGGACUCCUAGUGGGCCGGGAUACCCAUAAUUUGACAAGGUCGUUCAAUCUCUGCCACAAGUGUUGCUCCGAAGACUUCUGCAAUCAAGAUUGUCAGGAUCACAAACCCCAACAAGAGAUGGUAUCUUGGAACGUGUGGAGUCCAUGGAGUGAGUGCUCGACUUCCAUUGGAGUUCAAAUCCGGAACCGUUCAUGUACAAAUUCUAAAGGCGUGGUGCAAUCACAAGGUUGUGAAGGGGUACCAAAAGAAGAACGAAAUUGUUCCAGACUAUGUUCAGGUUGUGUUGAAUUGUACAACAGCGGAACACGUGAUUCAGGUGUGUACACCAUAGCUCCCCCCGGACACCAGCCUCUGAAAGUCGUCUGCAACAUGACGGACGGAGGAGGAUGGACUGUACUUCAACACAGGUACGACGGCUCUGUCACCUUUAAUCGUACAUGGACAGACUACGUCACGGGUUUUGGUGAUCUACAUGGCGACUUCUGGUUUGGUUUAGAAAACAUUCACAUGCUUACAUCACAGGGAGUCCAAGUCAUAAUAGAUAUGAUAACAAUUACCGGGAAGUCGAUACGGUACAGCUACGAUCACUUUGAGGUAAAGGACGCCAGCACAUCGUAUCAACUGUCAGUUUCUAAUGAUACUUCUGUAUAUGGUAGACGUGAACAAAGAUUAGAAUAUAACAACGGUCAUAUCUUCUCUACCCCUGAUAGACCGGAUGAACACAAAUGUUCUUCUCACGGUUCGGGCUGGUGGUUUAAAUAUUGUACAUAUUUCAAUAUCAACGGUAUCAUAGGCCUGGUUGAGAGUGACUAUGGACUGGCAAUAAGAGACGGUGUUAUGGAUGUUUUACUGAAUGAAACAAUCAUGAAAGUAAGGUAA
Messenger RNA from Ylistrum balloti, 1410 nucleotides. RefSeq lists its product as uncharacterized. The transcript is spliced from 9 exons. NCBI's taxonomy places the organism in Eukaryota, Metazoa, Mollusca, Bivalvia, Pectinida, Pectinidae. The coding region runs from base 1 to 1410 and encodes 469 amino acids. The record is from RefSeq and is a predicted model, not a curated record.